AUGUACUGUUACCCUGUGACCUUUCCCGGUCUUUUGGCUCUUCUCAGGAUGUCCAGAAAGUUGGGACUUAUUCUAUUCGCAAUUUCCAUUUGCACCUCCUUUCAAUUUGGCUACCAUACCGGGGUGAUAAACGCCCCACUUGAGCUUAUUUCAGAUUUCAUCUCGAACGUGACCGAUUCCCGGUAUGGGACGCCCGAGAAGGCCUAUGUCACCACAUUGACUUCAUUUUGUGUUGCGUCCUUCCUUAUCAGCGGCAUUUUAGGAGCACUUUUAAGUGGUGUAUUUGCCAACAAACUUGGUCGAAAGAAAUCCGUCAUCAUUCUUUCCCUACCUUGCAUUCUGGGAAGUAUCCUGUUAAUGAUAUCCCUGGUAUCCAACUCCUUCGAACUCAUCAUCGUUGGAAGACUACUCAUCGGCCUCGCUUGCGGAUCUUAUACCGGAAUUGGUCCAAUGUACAUGUCUGAAAUUUCGCCUACUUCUGUCAGAGGUGCUUCGGGUGUUCUCAACCAACUAGUUAUUGUUAGUUCAAUACUGAUUUCCCAAAUUCUCGGCCUUUCUGAACUCAUGGGGACAAAGCAGUUGUGGCCAUACCUUCUUGGAUUGAACAUAAUUCCAUGUGUUAUCGGUAUGGUCAUUUUGUUCUGGUGUCCCGAGAGUCCCCGUUAUCUUUACCUAAUGAAACGCGACAUCAUGGCUGCCAGGGAAGCACUUCGGAAGUUACGCGGGUCGCUGGCGGACGUUCAGUCUGAAAUGGACCAAUUGGCUCUGGAGGCGGAGACUCAAGCAGCCAAAGUUUCGGUGUUCUCUUUGCUUAAGGUUCAACACCUCCGUCGUGCAUUGUGCAUUGCUAUACUCGCACAGAUGGGACAGCAGUUGUCCGGAAUCAACGGGCUCUUCUACUAUUCGGUGAAACUUUUAACUUCUCUCGGACUAUCAAAUGCUCAAGCCGCGUAUGUUAACAUUGGCAUCGGAUGCACUUUGGUGGCCGUGACCAUCGUGUCUGUCUUUAUUAUCGAUCGACUUGGGAGAAGAGUUUUGUUGAUAGGCGGGUUUGCCGAUGCGUGCAUCUGCCUUCUAGUCUUCAGUGCUUGCAUUAUUGGACGUAAAUUGGGCAACGUCAAUUGGCCCAUCUACAUGGCAAUCGUGUUCAUUUAUUUGUUUGUGUGCGGUUUCGCCAUUGGCCCAGGCUCCAUUCCUUGGUUCAUCGUGCCUGAAUUGUUUGGACAGGAGACGAGAGAUGCCGCCCUCUCCACGGCCAUCACUGCCAAUUGGAUAUGCAACAUCAUCGUCGCACUGGGCUUCAUACAACUGGUGGACUACAUUGACAUCUACUCGUUCAUACCGUCGGCCUGUAUUCUUCUGGUAAUCAUCGUCUUAUUGUUCCUGUAUCUGCCCGAGACCAUGAAUCGUUCUGUGGCAUCAAUAGAGAGCGAACUGAAGCGUCCCGUUCGUUGCAGUCCACGUCGGUACUCCUACCGAUCCGCCAGGUCACUGGAAUCCGACGUCGAGGUAUCUGUUACGCGCGACGGUGGACCCAAUGAACCAGAAAAACAAUGACCGUUCGCUAGCCGGAAAAUUCAACAUACCGAACUCUCUAUUAUUUUCCUGUUGUUUUCACCACUCUUCCUUGUUUUCGUCCAAUCAGGUUGAAAAUCAUUUGUAAACUUUUCCUAUUGACUUUGUGCUAGUGAAUAUUUUUCGACUUAUUUUCUAUAUUUCUUGAUUGAACACACUACAUAAUCUGAUUGUGUUGCUCGCGGUGUUAUACAUAUAUGACAUACUAAAUCAAA
Dicrocoelium dendriticum is the source of this 1790-nucleotide messenger RNA. NCBI's taxonomy places the organism in Eukaryota, Metazoa, Platyhelminthes, Trematoda, Plagiorchiida, Dicrocoeliidae. The record is from the annotation of a GenBank genome assembly.